AUGACAACCCAAGCCUGGACAGAUCGCUACUACCACAUCGACCGAAUCCUCAACGCUCCCGGCCCUCUCACCGAUCAAGCCUUCCGUCCUGGCUCCCCCACUAAAAGCUUUCUUCGCGACCAAUCCAAAAUCCUCGUCAUCGGUGCCGGAGGUCUCGGAUGCGAAAUCCUUUCCAACCUAGCUCUCUCCGGUUUCUCUGACAUAGACAUCAUCGAUAUGGACACAAUCGACGUCUCCAACCUAAACCGUCAGUUCCUCUUCCGCCAGAAAGAUGUCGGUCGAUCAAAAGCUCACGUCGCAGCAGAAUUCGUUCAACGCCGAGUCCCCAACAUCCGCAUCACCCCUUAUCACGGCAAGAUUCAGGACAAAGACCAACGCUACUAUCUCCAAUUCGACAUAAUCAUCUGCGGUCUAGACUCGGUCGAAGCGAGACGAUGGAUCAAUGCAACCUUGGUAAACAUGGUCGACCAAGAGGAUCCCGAUUCGCUAAAACCUUUGAUCGAUGGUGGUACCGAAGGCUUCAAAGGUCAAGCCCGUGUCAUCCUCCCCACCAUCACCUCCUGCUACGAAUGCAGUCUGGAUAUGUUGAACAAACAAACUACUUAUCCAAUCUGCACGCUUGCAAACACUCCUAGGUUGCCAGAGCAUUGUAUCGAAUGGGCUUCCCUUCUCGAAUGGCCUCGCCUUUUCGGCGAAAACAAGUUGGACAACGAUGACCCAGAUCAUAUCUCAUGGCUCUACCAACAAGCUUCGACCCGCGCAACCCAAUUCGGCAUAACCGGAGUCUCCUGGAACUUGACCCAAGGAGUAGUCAAGAACAUCAUCCCAGCAAUCGCUUCCACCAACGCCAUCAUCGCUGGCGCAUGCGUCCUAGAAGCGUUCAAAUUCGCCACGACUUCAGCUCCCUACCUGGACAACUACAUGAUGUUUACCGGAAACGACUCUGUCUACACAUACACCUUCCAGCACGAGAAAAGACCGGAUUGUCCAGUUUGCGGAGGUGAAUCCCGAGAAAUCCUCUUCACACAACACGAUACAGUGCAAGACUUGAUCGACAAGCUCGUCGAAUCAAACGAUCUACACAUUAAAAAACCAAGCCUCUCCCUGCUCGGCAAACCAUUGUACUAUCAAGCACCGCAAGAGUUGGAGCAAGCUACAAGCCCCAAUUUACCCAAAAGGUUGGGCGAUCUUGUCCCACAUGGCGCCCAAGUCGUAGUGACGGAUGCUGGAUUGCCUUUUACUUUGGCCAUUGUGGUCAAGUUCGAGUAA
Messenger RNA from Ustilago hordei, 1269 nucleotides. RefSeq lists its product as uncharacterized. Bases 1 to 1269 code for a protein of 422 amino acids. Lineage: Eukaryota; Fungi; Basidiomycota; Ustilaginomycetes; Ustilaginales; Ustilaginaceae. The transcript has a single exon. Gene Ontology annotation, cellular component: nucleus; cytoplasm. Gene Ontology annotation, biological process: protein neddylation. The record is from RefSeq and is a predicted model, not a curated record. Gene Ontology annotation, molecular function: NEDD8 activating enzyme activity.